AUACUCAACAGACUGCGAUACUUCUCAGUCAUAGUAAUUGUAAUACUACCUAUAAUAAUAGCUUUUAAGAUGAAAAGUUGUCUGCUUGUCUGUCUUCUGUGUGGAGCCCUGCCCAUUUGUGCAGCUGACGCUGUUCCUGUGGACGCUGCUACUCAUCAAGAAGUCUCUACCCCAGAUGAUGUGUUGUUAAAACAAGGAUACUUUGAACCAUCUAUUCAAGAAGUAAUAAAAACAGCUGUUGAUGGUGCACCAUAUUUACAGAGACAGCAUCUUGCUCCUAAUGCACAAGAUGCAGCUAAUCCAAAUUCAAACUGUCCUCGGGGAUGGCAUCUGUAUCAGGAAAACUGCUUCCUGUUUAUGAACCUGAGCUACACCUGGAACAACGCUGAUGCAAUGUGUCAGAGUAUUGGAGCGAGCCUGGCCUCAGUUCAUGACAUGUGGGAGUACAACUUCCUGAAGCAGCUCACCUGGAGAGCUGGAUUCUUAACCGCCUGGAUCGGAGGAUACCGCUUCCAGGGCUUCUGGAAAUGGGAUGAUGGAACACCCUUUGACUACAACAACUGGUACCAAUCCUCCAGCUACGAGUGUGUCUUUCUCAACAGUCCGGAAUCCAGCGGCUGGUCAAGUGCUACCUGCAGCAAUCUACACCCAUUCAUCUGCUCCAUUAAACUCAAUGCUUGCUAAUUUUUGCCUUCAUUGUCAGUGGAAUUUUCUGUUUACUGUUACUCUGGCGCAGGACCAAAAUAAAAUUGCUGAUACUUGUGUA
Molecule: messenger RNA, 766 nt
Organism: Periophthalmus magnuspinnatus
Lineage: Eukaryota; Metazoa; Chordata; Actinopteri; Gobiiformes; Gobiidae
Product: ladderlectin-like
Exons: 8
Coding region: 70-684 (204 amino acids)
Molecular function (GO): signaling receptor activity
Source: RefSeq, a predicted model, not a curated record